This is a messenger RNA of Zygosaccharomyces rouxii, 1377 nucleotides long. RefSeq names its product Rmd1p (gene RMD1). The coding region runs from base 1 to 1377 and encodes 458 amino acids. The record is from RefSeq and is a predicted model, not a curated record. NCBI's taxonomy places the organism in Eukaryota, Fungi, Ascomycota, Saccharomycetes, Saccharomycetales, Saccharomycetaceae. The transcript has a single exon.
AUGUCCAAGCAAGAGGAAGAACCGUUGUUGAAGCAAACCGGAUCGACAGCUACCACUGGUGAAAAUAGUAAUAGUAAUAAUAAUACUACAUCAACGUCUGCAAAGUAUAAGCCGAAGCCUAAGCCUAGGGGCAAUGGAACCAAGAACGUUAGCAGUGAAAGUGGUGCUGAUACCAAUCUUGAAGUUGGUGUUAGACAUGCCGAUGAUGUUAAUGGUGGUGGAAUCUACAAUGGUGAAGUGACGCAGGGAUCGUUACGGGCACCUAAUAAGCAAAUAAGAACGGGCGCACAGAGGACAUCUAGGACAGCACAAAAAUUGAAAUUAUUACCAGAGGAACCGUUUCAACGAGAUGAAGAGAGUCUGGAUCUAAGAGAUAGAGAUGUAUAUUCACAGGUUAACAGGAUUACGGAUAAACCGGCGAGAAGAGAUGCAGAAAAAUUGGGUAAAAGUCACAGGCAUUUACUACCGAGAGCAACUGCUUAUUGUACCGCAAGUGGUUAUUCAAUGAGAGAAUUAGUUAGAUGGCUUAAAGAAUGUAAAAAAAUACAUCACACCCAUCCAAAAUUAUUUGACGAAUGCAUAUAUACACCUUUCAUGUACAAUGAUUGGAGGGGUGACAAAAGAUUUGAACAUGAAGACGUGAUCAGACUCGAUGACGAAGGUGGUGAUAUUAACGUUAGUGAUAAACAACCGGAUCUUUUCGUAUUCGAAUACGGUGUUGUUGUUCUUUGGGGGUUUACAGAAAGAGAGGAAAAGGCCUUCUUAAAUGAUAUUGAAGGGUUCGAAAAGGAAAAAUUAGCAGAAGAAGAUGUUCAAAUAGAGGAAUUCAACUAUUAUGUGACUCAAAGCUAUCAACCAAGAAUUUAUAACGACUUUAUCACCCUCAGAGAUGCGUCAAAUUAUAUGAUAAAAUUAUCAAUUUCUCAUGCCAUUGCUCAAAGUGUUAAAAUUUCACUAUUUGAAGAAUUGGUUGAUAAUACAAUUGAAGAUACUCAGGAUAUACCGCAAGAAAUUGCAUCUAGUGGUAAAGUUUCGAUGAGUAAAGAAGACAUUAUGAAAAGUAUCGGUGAAUUAUUCAUCCUAAGGAUAAACAUUAAUUUACAUGGAUCUGUAUUAGAUUCACCUGAAAUUAUGUGGUCUGAACCACAACUAGAACCCAUCUACCAAGCCACAAGAGGUUAUUUGGAAAUUAAUCAACGUGUAGCUCUUUUAAAUCAACGGUUGGAGGUCGUAUCUGAUUUAUUACAGAUGUUGAAAGAACAAUUGGGUCAUUCACAUGAAGAAUAUUUAGAAUUUAUCGUCAUUCUCUUGGUAGGUGUGGAAGUAAUCAUAUCUGUCGUGAAUAUUGCAGCAGAUAUAUUAGCAUCUAAAUUCUGA